Verruconis gallopava is the source of this 1477-nucleotide messenger RNA. RefSeq lists its product as uncharacterized. The transcript has 2 exons. The coding region runs from base 389 to 877 and encodes 162 amino acids. Lineage: Eukaryota; Fungi; Ascomycota; Dothideomycetes; Venturiales; Sympoventuriaceae. The record is from RefSeq and is a predicted model, not a curated record.
CUAUUCAACGCAUGUUCAUUCUUUAUUGUGUCGACGGACUCUGUUCGCUAUGCUCAAAUUCCUGCUGUGAUCGAUUGAACACACUCGUAUCCCGCAAGCAACCCAGCUAUCAUUCAGCAGCGUACGAGAUUCUAUAGCUCCUCUGACUUGUGGCCUAGUGGGCCAGAAGUCUCAUUCAAUUACAACGAAGGAUUAUCUGCCCAAGGUUAUCCUUGCCUGAUUAAAACUGAUAACUAGUUCUUAUAACUUUGUCCUAAUCCGAGCAGUUCAACCACUGUUGCGUUGACUUUGCCACGAGACAGCUCAGUCCCCUCCUCUCGGUCUGAAGAGUUGAACGAAAUCUUCGUUUCAGUAGGAGAGACCUCCAUAACAACAUCAAUCGCCAAAUAUGUCCACAGGAACCAGUGUGUCUAUGCCAAUCAGGGAUGAUGGAGGAUCCCCAACUCCCACCUUUGUGAAGCAUUCAACGACAAAUCCCGCACCUGUACAUCCAUUUAUCGACACUUCGAUUCCAUCCAUAAAUUCCGGCGCACCAGUUGAAUUGGACAGCACUCCAGUCUCUCCCGUUGCUCGGAAGGAAAGCUGGAAAGUGCAUUCCACAGGCACGGCAGCGUCCUCCAACUGCGACACAAAAGGGCACGAAGAUUUGAAUGAGACGCUGGGCAGGGAUGAGAGUAUAAAACAGAGGCGAGAACAAUUGCUGCGAGAGCGGCAGAAAGACCCAGGUGUUCUAGUCGAUAUUCCGGGCACUCCUGGUCCUGAGGAAUACGGAAUCGCACAAGCAGGAUUUCGAGAGGUUGUUGCACGACGAUCCUCCGUAACUGGUGUAACUCCGAAAGAAGUAGCAGCGAUGGCAGAAGAAGAUGCCAAGUCAUAAGUUAGCAAGCAGCAAUGUUUUCGAGGCCUUUCAAAUGCACUAUCUAAAUGGAAAAAUCGCGAUUCGAGCACAUUCUUAGUGCGCUGGCUCUCAAGUUGAGGGUUGAAUGAGGUCUUAUUCGGGUAAGUUAACCAGUUAAUUUGUGGCUCACUAAUGCGCAUCCUCUCUCUGCUGGACUCUGAGACACUGCACUUUGCGCUUCCGCCUUAUAGCUUGAGCAUCUAUCGACAACAGACUAGAUCGUCCUAUCUUGGCAAAACUCUUUUCAAAUCGAUUCAAGAAGGUUAUGAAUUUGUGACGUUGAACUACGAGUGGACACGGAGAAGGUCAUUUUCACACCGUUUUCUGUUUGUGGACGUAUACACAAGACUCUGGGACGAGUUCUGCGUAAGCUAUAUGCUCGUUACUCUCUCAUGACAGUUUUAGCGUUCUUGUAUGUUCAGACGAAUAACUGAAAAUAAAAUAAAUUCGACUGUUGUAGCUAAUCUUUCUCAUAUGAGCUAAUUCUGUUGGCCCCAAGCUCCAUCAGAACGCCAAUUACUUUACUUAAGAUGUGCUAUCAUUUCAUUGUUUGUAUAAAGAUGCACAGUUCAAAUUGAU